GGAUAAAAAAAAUCUUAUCACAAAAUGAUAUGAUAGCAGCGCCCGAUAGCCCCACGUAGCAUUUAGUCUUCACCUCGUCUUAACGGCAACGGGGUUAAUAUUUUUUCUUCCUUCCUGAGUCCUAGAACGAAGCAAAGAGCUAUAUCCGUGACAAGAAAAUAAUAACAAUGCUUAUCGAUGCUAUCAAAGAGGGCGACUGCCGAGGGAUCACAGCAGCACUGGACAAAGGAGAGCAGAUUGAUGGAAACCCAACACAGGGAAAGAAACCGAUACAUUAUGCCACGGAAAGCGGGUCGACGGAUGCCGUUGCGCUGCUUUGUGACAGGGGUGCCAACCUGGAAGUAGGGGAUACCGAAAACCAGGGAAGAAAGCCUUUACAUAUCGCAGUCCAGAAUGGGAAUUUUGAAAUUGUACAAACACUGCUUGAAAGAAAAGCCAACCCAAAUGCCAGGGACGAUGCAGGGCAAACACCUCUCAUCAUCGCUGCCAUCCGUAAUGCAGGUCAUAUUGCAAAAUUGCUAUUGGACAAAGGAGCGGAUAUCAGCAUCAAGGAUUCAAACAAUCUCUCGGCGCUCGGCAGGGCCGUAGGAAGCACUUCCGAAACAAUCGUCCAACACUUACUGGACAAGGGAGCUUCAGUCGACGAGAAAGACGCAAUAGGCGGCGGACUCCUGCACCUGGCCGCGGAGACCGGAUCCUGUUACAUUCUUGAGAUCCUUAAGGGCAAAGGAUGCGAGGUGGACGGGCGCGACCAGGAGCAGUGCACGCCCUUGCAUUGCGCUGCGGAAUCCGGCAACCUGGCAGCCGUGAAGUGGUUCGUCGAGAAUGGCUCAGAUCUCAACGCCGUCGACAAGAACAACCUGACGCCGAUUCAGAAGGCGCAGAAGGAGGAAUUCCUGGACGUGGUCUAUUGGUUGCAGGGGUAUAAGGAGAACGAAGGCAUGAAAAACAUCGUUAAAGCACUGAGAAGGGGAGAUAUGAAGGCGAUUGAAGAGAAAAUCAGCGAGGGAUUCGAUGUCAACUCUGUUCUCCAGGAAGAAAAAAAUAAAGACUGGAGUCCACUACACUUUGUUGCUGAUGAGGGACACACGUCUAUAGUUGCCUCUCUACUAAACAAUGGAGCUAAUGUCGACUGUAAAAAUAGUGAAGGUUUAACGCCGCUCCACCUGGCCGCCUGGGGAGGACACACGGACUUCGUCAAGAUAUUAAUCGCAAACAACUGCGACGCUAAGGCAACAACUAAUGAAGGCCUGACCGCGAUUCACCUAGCGAGCAAAGGGGGACACCUGCCUGUGGUCGAGGCGAUGGCUCCUCACUGCGAUGUCACAUCCCUCACUCGCAAACAGAAGUCAGCGCUCCAUUUAGCCGCCGAGUACGGGAAUGACGAAGUCGUCGAGUGGUUGCUGACACAAGAUGUUAGUAUCUACCAAGAAGACGAUUCGGGCAAAACGGCUCUUUACUACGCUCAUGACGAGGGGCACAGGAAAGUGACGGAUAUUCUUCGUCGCCAUUUGCCACAAGACCAACUUCAGCUGCAUGAUGUCGGCCUAACUGGAGACAUGGAAGAGCUAAUGAGAUGUAUCAGAAUGGGAAUAAACCUUGAUAUACCACAUCCAGAAAAUGGUCGGUUGGUCAUCCACACUGCUGCUCGCCACGGCCACGACAGCGUCAUCCGGGAACUCUUCAAAGCGGGAGUUUCGAAAGAUGCAACAGACAAAGAAGGUCUCCAAGCCGUCCACUACGCGGCUCAAGGCGGCCACCUGAAUACGCUGAAGGUCCUCCAGAAAGAGCACUGCGACCUGGAGGCGUCCACGACCGAUGGCUUCACUGCCCUUCACUACGCGGCCGAGUGGGGCCACGGGCAGGCGCUGAAGUGGCUGGUGGAGGUGGGAGGUCUGGACCCCACGUACCUCAGCAACUCUUCCCUGACGGCGGUGGAUGUGGCGCGGCAGUGCGGGAAGCUGGACGCGGCCAUCUACCUACAGGAGGUUUUAUUGGGAAAAAUGGAGGAAAGGAAUCGAGAUUUGAAGUCGGAGUUAAAGGACAGAGAAAAACAAUUAUCGCAAAAUGAGGCCUUGCUGAAGGAUAAGACGAAAAGGGAAAAACGUCUAGAAGAUGAAAUAUCGAAAUUACAGGGUCGCCUGGAACAUCGAAGGAGUAAAUUACGAGAUUUAACCGAAAAACUUGAACAUACAGAAAGCGACCUGUAUGAAUUAAAGCAAGACUUAAAGGAGCAAAGAAGAACAGAAAGGAGGUUGAGAUCACGACUGGCCGAGUGGGAGGACAAUCAGAGAGCUAUUGGGAGUGAAGAAGAAAGCCCACCUCGGCGGCAGAGGAGGUAGCGGCACGAUAGAAUGGCAAAUAAGAUAGAUGAUGCUUUUGUGUAUAUUAGCAUCUCCCCAACCAAAAGUAAACUGGUCUUAAGGUAGUACCUUAAAAAUUCAUAAGACUUGCUAUACCAAAGGAAAUACUUUAUGAAAAAUGAGAAAUCAUAGUAGAAAUAGCAUGCAUACUAUGCAAUUUCACAGCAGCAUUUUUUUAGGAUGACAAAAGUAUGUUAUAUUUUGGUAAUUAUAAUGUCAGUUUUUUGCAUAUUUCUUACUGGUCUGACGAAUGAUAGUUUUAGCCUUUUUUCUUUAUUUCCUGUGAACUCUGAGCAUUCACCUCAGAAAUAUGAAUGCUGAGAUGUUUUACACCAUUAAUUAUUCCACAUGUCAUAAGAAACACACCAUUUUUUUGGGAAAAAUGAGAAAAUAUAAUUAUUGUUGAAACAUUCAAAAAAAAAAUUGACUUGCAUAUUAUUAUUUCUGCAACUUAUUUGUGCUUGUUCAGCAUGGGUGUGCAUUAUUACUUAUCCCCUACGGAUCUGCUAUUAAUAUAAGAAAGUCAAUUUUAUCGACCCAGGCCAUUUGUUUAAAACACGUCCUUUCACUCCCAAAGUUCAUGGGAUGCAGGAGGUACUGAUUUAUGUUAUUCAUGUUAUUGAUUUCAAAGGAUGUCAGGUGUAGGAAAUCAGCUUUGCUGAAUUUUUGGCAUUCACUGGCUUUGCAAUUUUUUGGGUUAUAUUUCACAGUAAAAAAGUGUAAAAGAAAUACCUUAUAUUUAAAUUAAAUGCAUUGAUUAUAUCUCUUGCUUUGUAAAAUUAUAUCUAUUCAACUAGGGAAUUGUUAUUCACUCUAAGAUAUGCAGCUUCUGUAUCAGGGGUGUCUUUAUGAGAAGUGCAUUCUAAACUUUCAUGAAAAGUGAAUGUAAAUUCUAGUUCGUGAAGUUUGAUGGUUUUAGAUUGUCACUCUAAUAUGGCACACUCUGGCACUGUUGUUUUUUUAUGUUUUCAAGAACUUUUGUAUUAGAUGUACUUCUAUAUUAUUUAAAGAAUUUUGAGUUACUUUUUUAUUAUUAUUAUUAUUAUAAUGGUCAAUGAUUAUUAUGUACUAGUCUUUAUAAAAUUGUGGGAUGCUUGUAAAUAUCCUUUUUUUGGUAUGUCAUCAAAGAUCCUCAUAGCUUGAUUUGCAUGAUAAAUGGGGUAUGAAAAGAAAAUACAGACAAAAAAUUAGUAAUACUAUGUACAUAGACUAACAUUAGAUCACAGUAUGACUCCUGUCAAAUUGCUUUGUUUUCCUCAUCAGUGCAUUUGUCUAUAAGGCAAUGUUUGUGGAUUCCCAGAAUGAUUAAUGGUUGAAACAAAUAAAUGCACCAGACAUCAAAGGACUUAUAGCAUUAUGAUGAAGUAGGGUAAAAAUGAAUUAACUGAACAGAAGGGGGAUGAAGAGAAGGAAAAUGAAAGGGGGGGGGGGGAGAAAAUCCAUACAAAAUUCACUGAGGCGAGGGCUGAGGUCCAUGGCAGGGGCCUCAGUCCCCCAUCUCCUAAGCCCCUCACGACAGCAACAAGCAAGGUAUUGGAGGUGUAUAAAAUAUAAAACAUAUAGAAAUAUUCUAAUUGAGCCUAUCAAACACUGCCAUUUGUUUAAGAAGGCUUGUAGACAUUUUUUUUUCUUUAUUAUUAUUUAUAUAAAAAGGGAGUAAAUAAAAAUCAAAAUUCUGUUAUACUUUAAAUAAUUAAAUGGUACAUAUACAAUACUGUACAAUAAAUUGGGAAUAAAAUUCUA
Molecule: messenger RNA, 4106 nt
Organism: Penaeus chinensis
Lineage: Eukaryota; Metazoa; Arthropoda; Malacostraca; Decapoda; Penaeidae
Product: ankyrin-1-like
Exons: 18
Coding region: 168-2342 (724 amino acids)
Molecular function (GO): protein binding
Source: RefSeq, a predicted model, not a curated record